AUGAUCCAUAUCCCAACGACACAGCCUACCCAGAAUUUCAUUCCAUUCUUCAUCCCUCCAUCUACUGUCCGCCCCGCUAAAUUCGGUGUAGCACUGCUAUUUCCUCCAGGCACACCCGUGGCAGCUGGGAUCAACGUGAUGCCACUUAACACGAAUGUGGAUUGGAAAUCGUUGGUGGUGGUGGAUGAGAGGGGCGGACCGGUUGUGGGGACGAUAGAGAGGGUGCUGGAUUGCGUGGGGAGGACGAAUGUUAUUGUUGUUAUGAGGGUGAGGUUUAGGGAGGGUGAGGGUACGAGGAUUGGUGAGGUGGUGGAUGUUGUUGGGAGGAGAGUUGGUGAUGGGGUGGUGGUUGUGGUAUUCAGAAUUGGGGAGGGUGGAAGAGAUGCCGUUGUCGCAGGGCGAGGAGGUGGAGGUGGAAGCGUGACGUUUCCUUGUAUCGGAGGACGGCUGGUUAUAGAGCUCGACGUGCUUUGUGUUGAUGCCGACGGUUUUGAUGGUACAGUCUCGAUCUGGAAGAGAGUUGUUGAUGGAUUGGUGAAGAAAUGGGUUGUUAAUGUUGGUUUUACUGCGGUAGAGGUGCGUAGGAUGGUUGUGUCUGAGUUGGUAAAGGUUUGGAUUGUUAUGGAGGGGAGGGUGAAAAAGGGGAUAGAUGAGGUUGUUGAUGUGCUUUUGGAUGGUACGAGUGAGGUUCGGAUUGUUCUUGAUAAUGGCGGUGUAUUGGUCGGAAUAGAAACUGGUGAGGGUGUAGGUGGUAUAAUGACAGGUACCAAAGAAGUGGAAGUUGAUGAACUCGAGCUUAUCGCCGGUGUAUUUGUAGGAGGAACAGGCUGA
Messenger RNA from Glarea lozoyensis ATCC 20868, 831 nucleotides. RefSeq lists its product as uncharacterized. The record is from RefSeq and is a predicted model, not a curated record. The transcript has a single exon. Lineage: Eukaryota; Fungi; Ascomycota; Leotiomycetes; Helotiales; Helotiaceae. Bases 1 to 831 code for a protein of 276 amino acids.